CCCCCUGGCGAUUGUGACGGCGGCCGGGGCACGUGCCGGGCCAAUGAUUUUCAAAAAGGUUCGAUCCGUUUGUUACCAACGAAACAAACCCAACAAAAGGGCGAGUGAGUGAGGGUGGAGUGAAGGAGGACCCCAUUGACUGAGAUCACAAUAAAAUAAUGAUCACAAUGGAGGCAUCUCUGAAUAAAACAAUCCAGAUUACAUUUGCACCAAUCUGUGGAACUUUGGGAGAAAUCUUCAUUAGAGAUACCCUCCACAGGAUCAUUUUCAGGAUGAAUGGCACAACGAUCAGAGUGCCACGGAAUGGUGCCCCUACAUUUCUCUGAAGAGUGAAAAUAAAUAUGUUUCAGGGUUAAGCUCAAGAAAGGAUUAUGGUGAUCAAAAUAUUGCUGGCCAACAUAUGACUGAAAAGAUAAAAAUAGAAGAUGAUGACCAUUAUAAACCUUCUGGUUCCAACAGGGGAACUCAGCAGACUAAAGAUUUAUUGUUCUUAAAGGAUCUGAAUGGAACUGAUGGGUCACAACAUACAGAUCUGAAACUUCCAAUAACUUUGCACCCACUUCCACCUGGAAUUAAACUUCAGCUUCAAGGUUCAACUUCCACUUGCGAUGUGGUCAAAUUUGCCAAAUUAUCUGGAUCACUAGCAUCAAACAAUUUGGGCGACAUUAGGCUACAGACACAAGUGGACCCAUCCUUGAAGAUCAACACUAUCAAUGUUCCUCUUACUGUACCUCCUACUGAAGCAGAAAUCAAUGAUAUGCCACCUUCCAAAGACAGAAGUGGGCACAUAAAACGCCCCAUGAAUGCAUUUAUGGUUUGGGCACGGAUUCAUAGACCAUCAUUAGCCAAGGCGAAUCCCAAUGCUAAUAAUGCUGAAAUUAGUGUCCAACUUGGCCUGGAGUGGAAUAAACUGACUGAAGAACAGAAGAAACCUUAUUAUGAUGAGGCGCAAAAGAUAAAAGAGAAACACAGGGAAGAAUUUCCUGCAGGUCAGAGCCAGUCUUUGCGCAUGCCAGUUACUCAAGGUCCUCGUCCAAAUUCAAUUAUACUUUAUCCACAAACAAAUCCCGUCCAGGUUGGUCUGUCUACUCAAAAUAUUUCCAGCCACCCCGCUGUGCCGGUUACCUGUCCACCGGGACACAGUAGGAAUGAGGUGCAUCACGAGGUCCCGGGUCCUAGUGCAGUAUCAAAUUGUGCAGAGCAAAGGAUACCAACAAUGUCAGUGGAUGUUGGCAAACGAAAUUCUUCCAGUGAAAUGAACAACACCCAUAACAGAGGUGCAAUGCCUGAAGUCCAACCACAAAAGGAGAUCCCCACAGCGCCCAACUGCCCCAGAAAUGCACCAUCAAUACCUUCAGCAACUCUUCCACACCCACAUGCCUACCAGCAUCCACCGAUGGGACAUGCUGCUAAUCUGUUUGGAGCUGCUGCCCGAUUUCCUUUUCACCAUCCUUAUUUCUUGCCUGGACCACCCUACUUUCCUUCAAGUACUUGUCCAUAUAGCAGACCACCCUAUGGCUACGGUGAUUUUGCAAACAGCAUGUCUGAAUGCCUAGGCUACUACGAAGACCGAUACCAGAAGCACGAGGCAAUGUUCUCCGCACUGAAUAGAGACUACCCUUUCCGGGAGUACCCAGAUGAUUGUCAACGCAAUGCAGACUCCAGGAGCAAUAGCAGCAUCGAGGAAGGGCCCCACUCAAACAACCUGGGAGGAGAAGAGUAUCUGAACUCGGUGCCACAGCUGGACGUUGGAGCACUGGAGAAUGUAUUCACAACCCCAAUGUCUGCUCCUUCACAGCCUCAACGAGUGGAGAUGGUCCACAGUGAUGAUGAACAAGAAGGCAAAGUUUUAAAAAGCCUGUAGCUAAAAACAAAUCUAUUCAAUUUGUUUAAAACCUACCAUCAGAAAAAAGUAUCUCUGUGGAAUGAUGAUUCUUUUAUUUAUAAUAAAUCAAACUGAGAAUUCACAGUUUUGUCUCCACAUGGGAGCAAUUGAUGUUUAUAACAUCUAUGCAUGAAAAUACCGAGCAGUUCAAAUAUAACUUUCGCACACAAAAAAUAUAAAAAAGAAAAAAAUUGUUGGUGUUACAUGUUGUUAUUGACACAUUUCAAAAUACCUUCAGUAACCUUAUGAUUUACUUUCCAAAUUCAGUUGAAACACACCUAACUGCUAGUUAGUGCUCGUGAUUCUGGUUUUUGCACAUCAACUUCUGUAAGUGUUGUUCAUAUUGUUAUAGUUUCUUUUUGAGUUAUAUUUUAAUAAACUAACGUUAAACCUACAUUUUUUUAAACAAUUGUUUUUCUUAAUAGCUCCCUUGUCACGUUUGAUAAAGUUGCAGUUCAUUAUGGCUUAUUUUAAAAAUCUGUCCAUACCAUUAUGCUACUUGAUGUGCCCAGAAUGCCACGUCGUAUGACUGUCCAUCACUCACGAUUCUCCUGUAUGAUUAUCUUCCCAACAAAAGCAGUUCCAUCAGAGGCAGGGAGAUGGGGGAGGUCUGAUGCCAAUUGCUCCCCUAGUUCUUCUUCCACAACUCCAAGCACCAGAGUAGGACUAGCAUAGUGCCCAAACAGUGAGGUGACCUUCCCACCCCCCGAAACCCUGUGCCAUGGAGAGUGGUAGACAGAGAGGUCUAAAGAGAGGGAGGACAUUUUCCGAAAGGGGCCGAUUUUAGUUUCUGCAUUCAUUUAAUCCCAGCAAUUUUUAAUUUUGUUACCGUAUUUAUUAUAAGCCAUCAAGGACUGCCUAGCCUUCAAAUUGCUGUAUUUUUGAUUAGAGGGAGCUUUCUUAAUUCAGCAUAUUGCAUGGAAGUUUAACAGUAUUAUAAAAUCUGUGGUAUAAACCAAUUUGUUUUAUUUAAUCUUUUUAAAAGAGUAGUGGUAGUUCAGAACAUUCCUGAAUUGAUGGUGAUUAAGGGAACAGAAUCAAUUUGCCAUCCCUAAUUUGUAACAUUAUCACAUAUUCAUAUAUAUUGUUUUAAUAAAUAUUUAUAUUUAUUGCA
Molecule: messenger RNA, 2999 nt
Organism: Amblyraja radiata (thorny skate)
Lineage: Eukaryota; Metazoa; Chordata; Chondrichthyes; Rajiformes; Rajidae
Product: transcription factor SOX-30
Exons: 6
Coding region: 401-1864 (487 amino acids)
Biological process (GO): regulation of transcription by RNA polymerase II
Cellular component (GO): nucleus
Molecular function (GO): sequence-specific double-stranded DNA binding; DNA-binding transcription factor activity, RNA polymerase II-specific
Source: RefSeq, a predicted model, not a curated record